Messenger RNA from Acanthisitta chloris (rifleman), 2181 nucleotides. RefSeq names its product dedicator of cytokinesis 5 (gene DOCK5). Gene Ontology annotation, cellular component: plasma membrane; cytoplasm. The annotation marks the transcript as partial. Gene Ontology annotation, molecular function: small GTPase binding; guanyl-nucleotide exchange factor activity. The record is from RefSeq and is a predicted model, not a curated record. Lineage: Eukaryota; Metazoa; Chordata; Aves; Passeriformes; Acanthisittidae. The transcript is spliced from 20 exons. Gene Ontology annotation, biological process: small GTPase-mediated signal transduction; cell migration.
UUUGAAAAUGAACUGAUAACCAAGCUGGACCAGGAGGUGGAGGGUGGCCGAGGGGAUGAGCAGUACAAGAUCUUGCUGGAGAAACUCCUUCUGGAGCACUGUAGGAAGCACAAAUACCUGUCUGCCCCAGGAGAGGUGUUUGCUCUGCUGGUCAGCAGUUUGCUGGAGAACCUGCUGGACUACAGGACCAUCAUGCACGACGAGAGCAAGGAGAAUCGCAUGAGCUGCACUGUCAACGUACUGAAUUUUUACAAGGAGAAGAAACGAGAGGACAUUUAUAUCAGGUACCUGUACAAACUCCGGGACCUGCACACAGACUGUGAGAACUUCACAGAAGCUGCAUACACUCUACUCCUCCAUGCAGAGCUGCUCCAGUGGUCUGAGAAGCCUUGUGUACCUCACCUGCUGCAGAGAGACUCCUACUAUGUCUACUCCCAACAGGAGCUCAAGGAAAAACUCUACCAAGAGAUUAUCUCCUUCUUUGACAGGGGCAAAAUGUGGGAAAAAGCCAUUCAGCUAAGCAAGGAGUUGGCUGACAUGUAUGAAAACAAGAUCUUUGAUUAUGAGGGACUCGGUAAUCUCCUGAAAAAAAGAGCUACUUUUUAUGAGAAUAUUAUGAAGGCCAUGAGACCUCAGCCAGAGUACUUUGCUGUUGGAUACUAUGGACAGGGCUUCCCCUCUUUCCUCAGGAAUAAAAUGUUUAUCUACCGUGGCAAAGAGUACGAGCGCAGGGAGGACUUCAACCUCAAGCUGCUGACGCAGUUCCCUGGUGCUGAGAAGAUGACCAGCACUGCCCCUCCAGGAGAAGACAUCAAGGCUUCUCCUAAACAGUUUGUGCAGUGCUUUCUUGUGAAGCCUGUGAUGAACCUGCCACCUAAUUAUAAAGAUAAACCUGUUCCUGAACAGAUCUUAAACUACUACAGAGCCAAUGAGGUGCAGCAGUUCACACACUCCAGACCAGUCAGGAAAGGAGAGAAGGAUCCAGACAAUGAGUUUGCUGUGAGUCCUUUGCCUUUUUCUUGGGGUGAAGGUCUAACAUUCAAAACNGCAUAUUCCUUUCCAGGCAUCCUCAAGUGGUUUGAAGUCAAACAGGUUACAGUGGAAGAGAUCAGCCCCUUGGAGAAUGCCAUAGAAAUGAUGGAAGUAACCAAUGAGAAAAUCACCAACAUUGUCCAGCAGCACAUCUGGGACAGGAGUUUGCCUGUCCAUCCUCUCUCCAUGCUCCUAAACGGCAUCGUGGACCCAGCAGUCAUGGGGGGAUACACCAACUAUGAAAAGGCCUUCUUCACAGAAAAGUAUCUUCAAGAACAUCCUGAAGAUCAAGAUAAAAUUGAGCUGCUUAAGCAACAAAUUGCUAUCCAGAUGCCCUUGCUGGCAGAGGGUAUUCGGAUCCAUGGUGAGAAACUGACAGAGCAGCUGAAGCCUCUGCACGACAGGCUGACAUCCUGCUUCAGGGAGCUGAAGAAGAAGGUGGAGAAGCAGUACGGGGUGAUAACCCUGCCUCCCUCCCUCACUGAGAGGAAGCCAAGCAGGUCAGGCUCUGUGGUGCUGCCCUACAUCAUGUCCUCCACGCUCAGGCGGCUCUCAGUCACCUCUGUGGCCUCUUCUGUGGUCUCCACGUCCUCCACCUCAUCUGACAGCACCUCCUCCAGACCAGGCUCAGAUGGAUCUAUCCUGGAGCCUCUCUUGGAGAGAAGGACCUCAGCAUCUUCCAGACCUGAGGAUGUGCCCAUGAAAGAGGAUGGUGAUAACAGGAUUAGCAAAGGCAAGAGGAAGGAGUGGAGCAUUAGCAAGUCUCAGGUUAUUGUGGAGAGGGAGCCAGAAACAGAACUGACUUCCAAAAUGGGCACAUCAGGAAAAGCACAAAGGCCAAAGAGUCUUCAGUUAGGAGACAACAGACUGACUUUGCUUCAGGGCUCUUCGCUCCAGCAGUCCACUUGUAGCCCACCACCCAUCACCCCCAAGACGCCAAGGACUCAAAGUUUUCCCUCUUUGCAAGCUGAUGGGUUGGCAACUCCACCUCCUCCUCCACCCAAAAGCAAACCUUAUGAGAACAGCAACCCCAGGAAUUCUGUGGAGGUUGCUCCACCACUGCCCAGCAGACGUGAAGCCAAACCUCCCCCUCCACCCCCCAAAACCAGGAAAUCCAGCGUUGUCUCCUCGGAACAAGGACUGCAGUGA